CUCAUCUGGGGGUGGAUAACAGAUCCACCCUCGUCCUUUUUACUCUCACUUACUCUCUAGUCUCAAAUUAGUCGCACAAAUUAUGACUUUGGUUGAUAAAAAAACUAUUCAUUUUUUAUAUUAUUUGUGAUAGUAGAAAUAACAGUGAAUCAUCUAAAUAUUUAUUGAUAAUAUUUACGAGCAUUUUCUUCCUUUUUUAAUCUAUUUUUAAACUCUUUGACAAGUUUAUUACAAGACAAAUGUUGCAAGAAUGUUGCAUAGUUAUUUUUAAUUUUAUUAAUAAGCCUAAUAAACGGUUUAUAAAUUGUUUCUCAUCACUUAUAUUAUUAUUUAUAAAAAAAAAACUAUUGUGAUCAAGUUUUCAAAGUAAUUUGGAGUAAAUUAUUGCCAAUCCAACGUUGUUGAAGAAUUUGUUUUAAAAAUGAACCGAAACAAUGAAGAACAACGACCAAUUUCUCAAACUCUGUGCGGUGCAUUGCAAAAAGAAGCAAACUGUAAAUGUUUAGUUUUAUCAGUAUUAAUUUAUGGUUGUCUCGCUGCUGUCACAUGGUGUAGGUGUGCUAAUGUUACUAAGAUCGUCAUAAAUUUUUCAAAGUACCCGCUCAAAAGUACAAGACACGUGUCACCCUGUGAUGAUGGAUAUAUUUAUAUUCCUGUUGCCUUUAUGGGAAUGCUUUAUUUAGUCUACUUGGUAGAAUGUUAUCAUUCUCCUAUAAGAAUCGAUCUACUACAUGGGGAAAGUCAGGAUAGCGUUUUAUCCAAAUUAUCUCAAUUAAGACUCGCUCAGCCUACAAUUUGGUGGAAGGCAGUAUCUUAUCAUUAUGUUCGUAGAAAACGUCAAAUCACACGUUAUAGAAACGGUGAUAAUUAUACAACAACUCAAGUUUACUAUGAACGGAUAAAUAGUCAUGCAGCAACAUCAUUUUACUUUUAUGAUUAUUGUGGAGUGAAGGACAUUAGCAAAGAUUUAAUAAUGGAUCCGAAAAUUCCAAUAACUAAAAUAACACUGAGUAAGGGCUUUGCUUUUUCAAACAUGAGAUCUGCUACAGAAUUUGAAGAAGCUAGAUCAAGAUUUUUUGCUGAACAAGAACUUCGAGAUGACUACAUGGAAAUGAGAGAAGGUUUAGAUCUUGGGUAUAAUUUUAAUAGUUCAACAACAUUAGUUGCAGUACUUGGGAAGCCAUGGUUCACCAAUGCUUAUGUAUAUUGGUGUUUGAGUGCUCUUUUACUUAGCUGGCCAUUACGGAUAAUUAUAGAAUGUCACACACAAUACGCCAAUUACCAAGUAACUAAAUUAUUUGGUGUCAAUUAUGACACUCCAACGAGUGCAACGCAAAUUCAUGCUUCAUCGAGCCAAUUAAGUGCUCCAGGUUCUUAUAUGCUUGCUCCCAGUUACAGUGAAGCUUUAUUAAUGGAACCUGCUGGUCCAACGUCACAAGAGAUAUUUACAGGAGCUUCCAAUUAUCAAGAUAAUAGCGAAAUGCUAGUGCCAAGUUAUUCAGAAGCUCUUUUGUAUGAGCGUGCAGCGUCUUCGUGCAACCAAGUUCACGAAGUGACUUGUUCAGUUGGUAGAAGUGUUACUAACCAGAGUUUAGUUGCAGUGGUCGAAGCACCAUCGACUAAUUGCAAUUGUCCUUGUCAUCAAACUGAUAAUAAUGAGGAACAAGUUCACACUAAUUACUGCGGGCAAUUUCGAGGACACUCUACACCAGAUAUCCGCGUUUGCAGUACUUGUAAUGGUUCUUAUAACCCUCGAGAGGAAGGGUUUUCCAAUAUGGUACGGGAUAUUUCUGCACCAAAUUUGAAAUCCCAUUCCAGUUUUUCCAUGGGAAAUCUCAAUUUACAAUUCCUCAAGGAUAAUGGUCGGAGUUUAGAAAAUAUUUUAGAAAGUGAAGAAAAUUUUUUAGCCUCUUCAGAAAUAAGAGAAUGUGAUAGUAGAGCUAAAGGUGCAAUUCCUAAGCAGAAUCUUCAAGGUACAAGCAAUAGUUAUAAUCACUGUUCACAAGAUCAAGCUAGAUCAAGUAGGAUGGUUGAUAUUAUUGUAUCAUCUCAUUUGCCAACUUCUAAAACUUAUUUUUCACUAAAAUCUAUUCUUAAACAACAUAAGAGAAGAUAUACUUUAGUUACAACCGAAGAAUUAAAAAAUUUUACUGAUGUACAAGAUAAAAAUAAUGAAAUAAAUAAUGAUUCAGUUAUUGUUCUCCAUGAAAAUGCUUCUAAAAAACGUCUGUGGGUGUCUCCAAUGGAAAAUAAAUGGGAUAACAAUCCUCAUAGAACCCUUAUUUUUGCAUCUCCAAUUCAUGAAAUUUGUAAGUCUACUGAUCCAUUUACUGAAGCUGAUGGAGAAUGUACAGGAAUUAAUAAUUCAGAUCUUCCAGUACUUACACGAUUAGGCCAAUCUUUAACUGUUUUAGAAGAAAGCAAAGCUUCGUCCAAUAAUUCUAAUUCAAAUAGUAAUAAUAAUUUUAUUAUUAAUAAUAUUACUCAUAAGUGUAAAAAUAAACCACGUUUCAAGCAUCAUCAUAGAACUAUGAGUGAUGAGCCUGAAUUCUCGAAAAUUUUCUCGUCUUCCGAUGACCCAAAUUGCUCUCGGAAUAAUGAAAUAACUACAAGUUCCAGUAAUCGUUUUAUUACUAGUGGUUUAACCCGGUCUUUAACUGAAAGAAGACCAAAGCCUCCAAUAAGAGACAAGUAUUUUAGACACAGUUUUACCGAUGAAAGAACUGACUUAGGUCCUGCAAAAAGAAUUAAUUUAAAUAUGGAAACUUCGUUGUAAUUAUAAAAUCCAAUUAUUCACCUAGUUUUUUAAUAACUUAUUAGAAAAUUUUUUAUUUAUUUUAAAUAAUUCUUUUUUUAACGACAGGAGUAAUGAAAAUGCCUUUUAAAUUGAAUUCACGAGAAUACAUCAGUCAAUUACUUUUGUAAUUUGAUUGAAUAAAAAUUUUAGUUAAUUAGCUAAAU
Chelonus insularis is the source of this 2961-nucleotide messenger RNA. RefSeq lists its product as uncharacterized. The record is from RefSeq and is a predicted model, not a curated record. The coding region runs from base 422 to 2776 and encodes 784 amino acids. The transcript is spliced from 7 exons. NCBI's taxonomy places the organism in Eukaryota, Metazoa, Arthropoda, Insecta, Hymenoptera, Braconidae.